Notodromas monacha is the source of this 945-nucleotide messenger RNA. Lineage: Eukaryota; Metazoa; Arthropoda; Ostracoda; Podocopida; Cyprididae. The record is from the annotation of a GenBank genome assembly.
AUGUCUUAUCGGGAUUUGCGAGCAUUCUGCGAAAUGAUGCGAGGCCUGGGUUUCCCGCGUCUGGUGUCAGUGGAGAAUUUCCGGAACCCGAAUUUCCCGCUGGUCGCGGAACUCAUGGCCUGGCUCGUCAAGCGAUACGACCCGGAUGUCGACGUGCCACUCGACGUCGACACCGAGCAAGACCGGGUCAUCUUCGUCAGGUCAGUGGCCCAGUUGGUGGCCGAGAAGGCCCACGUCAAGAUCAACACCAAGCGACUCUACGAAGCCGAUGGCCACGCAGUCAAGGAGAUGUUGAAAGUGGCCAAAUUGCUUUAUGGUGCUGUGAAGGACUCGGAUGGGGAACCAAUGGGUACUGAAAGUGGUGGUGGUGGUGGUACUUCUGGUACUGAAGGAGGUGCCCGUGAAGUACCAGUUAUGUUUGAUGCCCAGGCAAAAAUUUCUCAGCUGAAGCGCACAAGACAGCUAGCCACGGAAAUAACAGUGAGUGGGGCGAAGUUGUACGACCUUCUGGGCAAGGAAAUGCAUCUGCGCCAGGCUCGCAACACUGCCCUGGGCAGGCAGCUGGAGCUGGCAGAUGUCGAGAAUAACCUGCGACGAGCAGUGUCACAGGUUGAACAGGAAAUCCGCUCCACCAGUGACGGUGUCGACAACAUUGCCCAGGAAGAGGCGGCUUGGGACUCCAAGAUCGACAAGAAACGCAUCGAACUGGACCGCGUCGAAAAACGCCUCCAAACUUUACGGAAGGUCCGACCCGCGUUUAUGGACGAGUAUGAGAAGCUAGAAGGAGAAUUCAAGCUGGCAGCUGAAGGUGACGUGGUCACGAGUGCCAUCGCUGGUUCGACGGUUGUCAUGCCAGCUACUUCCGUGCCACCGAGCAGAGGCAAUGAUGGCUUGGAAUCCUCAGUUCCUGUGCAGAUUGACGACGAUGACGAUGAUGAUUUUUGA